Messenger RNA from Oncorhynchus kisutch (coho salmon), 4051 nucleotides. It is a transcript of the gene itga7, whose product is annotated as integrin, alpha 7. Gene Ontology annotation, cellular component: external side of plasma membrane; integrin complex. Gene Ontology annotation, molecular function: integrin binding. Gene Ontology annotation, biological process: cell-matrix adhesion; cell adhesion mediated by integrin; leukocyte migration. The coding region runs from base 824 to 4051 and encodes 1075 amino acids. Lineage: Eukaryota; Metazoa; Chordata; Actinopteri; Salmoniformes; Salmonidae. The record is from RefSeq and is a predicted model, not a curated record. The transcript is spliced from 21 exons.
AUUGAAAGAGUACGGUAGGGGAGGAGUGGGCUAUUCAAGGCACUUGUCCUCUGUCUCUCUCUGUCACACAGCAGAGGGGGAUGCACACACACCUCACACACACACACACACACACACACACACACACACACACACGCGCGCUACAGUAGCUCGGACAGAGCCACAUUUUCUCAGGCUGCUCCACAGACUGACAGCAGAAAACGGAGGAGGAGAGCGAGAGAGAAGGAGAGAAGGAAACAAGGGAAAUGACCCGAUCCAGGAGAUUCAAACAGCAGAAACCCAUUCUGUCUUUGCUGUUCAUCAAUUUAAACACAAUAAUUAUACAACUCUUCAUUAAUCUGUAACUGAACUGGGACCUGUUCUGCUCUGCUGACAGACCUGCUCUGCUGACGAACCUGUUCUGCUCUGCUGAGGGACCUGCUCUACUGAAGAACCUGUUCUGCUCUGCUGAGGGACCUGCUCUGCUGAGGGACCUGCUCUGCUGAGGGAUCUGCUCUGCUCUGUUGAGGGACCUGCUCUGCUCUGCUGAGGGACUUGCUCUACUGAGGGCCCUGCUCUGCUGAGGGACCUGCUCUACUGAGGGACCUGCUCUACUGAGGGCCCUGCUCUGCUGAGGGACCUGCUCUGCUGAGGGACUUGCUCUACUGAGGGCCCUGCUCUACUGAGGGCCCUGCUCUGCUGAGGGACCUGCUCUGCUCUGCUGAGGGACUUGCUCUACUGAGGGCCCUGCGCUGCUGAGGGACCUGCUCUGCUCUGCUGAGGGACCUGCUCUGCUCUGUUGAGGGACCUGCUCUGCUGAGGGACCCGCUCAUUCUCCAGGACUAUGGCACCACAUGUGGUACAUGGAGUCUCUCUUUCACAGCCCUGGUGUCUUCCUCUCCUUUUGCUCCUUCUCUCCCUGUAUUCCCUGACGGCCGCAGGGUUCAACCUGGAUACUAGCAUGACUCUGAUCAAGGAGGGGGAGAAAGGGAGCUUUUUUGGAUUUUCUGUAGCACUUCACCAGCAACUCACCCCAGAACCACACAGUUGGAUACUGGUGGGGGCUCCCCGGGACAGAGGACUGGGCCUCAUGAGGAGACAGCGUACUGGCGCCCUGUACCGCUGUCCAAUCACAGGCGAGGAGUUUGACUGUGAGCGCGUGGACAUCGAUGGAGAUGUAAACCUCGACAGGGAGAGCAAGGACAACCAGUGGCUAGGAGUGACAGUCAAGAGCCAGGGGAUUGGAGGAAAGGUGGUGACCUGUGCCCACCUGUAUGAGCUGCGGCAGCGUGUGGGCCUGCCGUCUGAGACACGGGACCCUAUCGGGCGUUGCUAUGUCCUGAGUGAGGACCUGACAGAGAGGGACGACUUGGAUGGAGGAGAGUGGAAGUUCUGCGAGGGGCGACCCCAGGGACACGAACAGUUUGGCUUCUGUCAGCAGGGCCUGUCUGCCGCCUUCACACCAGACAAUAACUUCAUCAUGUUCGGCGCUCCAGGAACGUACAACUGGAAAGGAGAGAUGCGUGUCCAGCUGCUAAACCAGACACUGUUGGAUCUUGGUUUCUAUGACGACGGGCCUUAUGAGGUGGCGGAUGAGAAACAGCUGAAUGCUCAGCUGAUCCCCGUUCCCUACCAUAGUUACCUGGGUUUCUCGGUGGACUCUGCUAACGAUAUAACGAGCCAUGGGGAGCUGACCUUCGUGGCGGGGGCUCCGCGAGCCAAUCACACGGGAGCGGUGGUGCUACUGCGUAAAGACAACAUGUACCGCCUGGUGCCACAGCACAUCCUGUGGGGAGAGGAGCUGGGUUCUUCCUUCGGGUACUCUGUGGCCACGGCUGAUCUCAACAGUGAUGGCUGGACAGACCUGAUAGUGGGAGCUCCCAACUAUUUUGACAGGAAGACAGAGAUCGGAGGUGCUGUGUACAUUUUCCUCAACCGAUUCGGUAACUGGGAGUACGCUCAGCCAAUCAGGCUCAACGGAACUCAUGACUCCAUGUUUGGACUGACCGUCAACAAUGUGGGAGACCUGGACCGGGACGGAUAUGAUGACAUCGCUGUGGGGGCUCCGUUCGAUGGAGAUGGGAAAGUGUUCAUCUACCGAGGCUCGUCCUCGGGCAUCGACACCAAGCCUGCACAGAUCCUGGAAGGGGUGAAAGAGGGGGUGAAACGGUUUGGCUACUCCAUCUCAGGCGGCCUGGACAUCGAUGGGAACCUGUACCCUGACCUGGCAGUAGGCUCUCUCGGCGAUAAGAUGGUUCUGUACAGGUCUCGCCCGGUCAUUCACGUGACCCGGGAUGUAUCCAUCGAACCUCAGCACUAUAUUGACUUGGAGCAACACAACUGCAAGGGGAGAGAUGGAGUGUGUGUGGAGGUCAAAGUGUGCUUCACCUAUACUGCAUAUCCAGAGUCAUACUCACCAAACAUCACCCUGGUUCUACUCUUCGAGGCUGACACCGAGCGCAGGAAGCUGGGCCUGCCCCACCGUGUUAGCUUCCUGGGUCGGAGUGCACAGGAGGCGGAGUACACACACACUGAUGAGGUGGAGCUGAAGGGUCAACAUCAUCCCGCCUGCCGGAGCGCCACCUUCCAACUACACGAGAAUAUCCGUGACAAGCUGCGUCCCAUCGCCCUGGCCAUCACCCACACUAUCAGACCCCCCAUGUUGUCCUCAGACACUAACCCAGAGGAACAACUGCCUCCCGUACUGGGUGUUGCCACCUCCAACACCCUGCACUCUGAGGUGAAUUUCCUGAGGGAAGGCUGUGGUGAUGAUAAUAUCUGUCAGAGCAACCUGAAGUUGACCUACCAGUUUGGAACCCGACCUAUAACCUCUGACCUCUUCACCCCUCUGCCAAAAGAUGAUGAGGAGGUGUCCGUUUUCUCUCUGUCUGACCAGAGGUCCGUGGUGUUGGAGGUGACCGUCACCAACAUGCCCUCUGAACCUCUGUACCCUGAGAAGGACGGUGACGAUGCCCAUGCCGCCCAGGUACUGGUGACCCUGCCAGACACCCUGUCCUACUCUGGCUUCAGGGGACAACAGGUGGUGUGUCAGGCCAAUCAGAAUGGCUCUCAGGCAGAGUGUGAGCUGGGAAACCCCCUGAAGAGAGAUUCUAUCCUGAAGUUCUACAUCAUCCUCAGCACCUCUGCUAUCACCAUAGAGACCACGGAACUCACUGUCAACCUCCUGCUGGCUACUAUCAGUGAGCAGCCAGACCUGGCCCCAGUCACAGCCGUGGCUAAAGUCGUCAUAGAGCUCCCUCUGGCUGUCAGCGGGGUGGCCCGGCCACACCAGCUGUUCUUCAGUGGGGCUGUAAAGGGGGAGAGCGCUAUGGAGACUCUGGACGACGUGGGCAGCGCUCUGGAGUUUGAGUUUACGGUGACCAACACUGGGCCGUCCCUGCAGACUCUAGGCUCUGCCUUCCUCAACAUAAUGUGGCCUCAUGAGCUGUCCAAUGGGAAAUGGCUCCUGUACCCCACCGCGUUUCACUUCAAGGGCCAUCCAGAAACCCACUGUAGACCCCACACCUCCCUCAACCCACGGAAGUUCUCCCACAGCUCUCCUUCUGAAGACCAGCCACAGGCUACAUUCAGGAGGAAGGGGCGAUCCCACCCGGAAGAGGAGGGGCAUGUGAUGACCAAGGGCAGUCUGGGUAGGACCACGCCCGCUGUGGCUGCCUCCGAGAGACGGAAGUCACUCAAACUGGACUGUCUGCUGGGUUCAGCGCGUUGCAUGCUGUUCCAGUGUCCUCUCCUCAGCUUCUCUGGCUCUGCUGUCCUCAAGAUCCAGGGACGUUUGUGGAACAGCACCUUCCUGGAGUGUGGGUUCUUCAAGCGUACAGAGCGCCACCCCCAGUACGAGACAGAAUACUACCACGCCCACAUGCACAUUCAGCCCUCUGAGGUGGAGAAGCAGUGUGGUUUCUUCCUUCGGGUCCAGUAUGAAGACCAAGUGCCUCAGUACCAUGCGGUGAAGAUUCCCCAUCAGGACCUUCCCCAGUUCCAUGAGAGCCAGAAGACAGGGGUCCUCCACAAGAAAGAGUGGACUACACACUGGAGUGACGGAACCUCCUGA